Periophthalmus magnuspinnatus is the source of this 1399-nucleotide messenger RNA. Its product is annotated as protein-serine O-palmitoleoyltransferase porcupine-like. Lineage: Eukaryota; Metazoa; Chordata; Actinopteri; Gobiiformes; Gobiidae. Gene Ontology annotation, biological process: protein palmitoylation; lipid modification; Wnt protein secretion. The coding region runs from base 1 to 1389 and encodes 462 amino acids. Gene Ontology annotation, cellular component: membrane; endoplasmic reticulum. The record is from RefSeq and is a predicted model, not a curated record. The transcript is spliced from 14 exons. Gene Ontology annotation, molecular function: Wnt-protein binding; palmitoleoyltransferase activity.
AUGGGCGUCUUCAGUCGUCAGAGGUUCUUUGAGGAGCUGUCCCGGGGCUGCUUGUGGCCCACGGCGCAGCAGGGCCUGGAGCAGGUGUGGCAGCUGCUGCUCAUGUGUUUCUUGUGUCGACUCCUGUGGAUGUUGGGCCUCCCGUCGUUCGUCAAACACCUGACCACGGUGGCGGCCGGGUUCUACACCCUCUACCUGUUCUUCGAGCUCCACAUGAUCUGGGUGGUGCUGCUCAGUCUCCUCUGUUACCUUUUUUUAUUUUUGUGCCGACACUCGACCAUGAGAGGCUCGUUUCUCUCCAUCACCGUCCUGAUCUACCUCCUGCUGGGAGAGCUGCACAUGAUGGACGCCACAAACUGGCACAAAAUGAGAGGGUCGCAGAUGGUCGUCGCCAUGAAGGCGAUUUCUCUGGCGUUUGACCUGGACAGAGGCGUCGUGUCCAGCGUCCCGUCGCCCGUCGAGUUCAUGGGAUACAUUUACUUUGUGGGGACCAUCGUGUUUGGGCCGUGGAUCAGCUUCAACAGCUACAAAGAGACGCUGGAGGGGCGUCGGCUGAGUUUAUCGUGGUUCUUUAAAGUGUCGUGUUCGUGGGUGAAGAGUCAGAUUUGUCUUUGUGUUUCCAACUGUGUGGCUCCAUAUCUCUUCCCUUAUUUCAUCCCCGUUUACGGAGACAAACUCCUGCGAAGUAAAAAAAGGAGGAAGAUUCGAGGAACCGGGACAAAGUGGCUCUUGGCCUAUGAAAACACUCUGUCCUUUCACUUCAGUAACUAUUUUGUGGGAUAUUUGAGUGAAACCACAGCCACUUUGUCAGGAGCAGGUUUCACUGAAGAAAAAGACAAUUUGAAAUGGGACCUGAGUGUGUCCAGGCCUCUGACCGUGGAGUUUCCUCGCUCCACGGUGGAAGUCGUCACCGCCUGGAACACACCCAUGUCCAACUUUCUGCACACGUAUGUUUUUAAAAGUGCUCUUAAAUUUGGAACGUUCACGGCCGUCAUGGUCACGUACACGGCCUGUGCGCUGUUACAUGGUUUAAGUUUUCACCUCGCAGCUGUUCUCAUUUCUCUGGGAUUCAUCACGUACGUCGAACACGUGUUACGUAAAAGACUCGCAGACGUGCUCAGCGCCUGUGUGUCGUCGAGGAAGUGUCAAUCAAACUGCUCCCACAGGAACACAAAGAGCCUGUGGGUGCACCUGAUAAACCUGGUGUUCAGCGCGUUGGCCGUUCUUCACAUGACGUACCUGGGCUCCGUGUUCAACUCCAGUGUGGACUUCAUGGAGGAGGAGGAGGACGACAUCACCCAUCACACCAUCCAGCGCUGGUCAGGGCUGAGCUGGACGAGCCACUGGGUCACGUUUGGGAGUUGGAUUUUGUACCGUCUCAUUCUGUGAAGAUGAACUG